GUAUCAAAUGUGAUUGGUCAAUAUUUAUAGCGUUUCAGUCGGAAGACAACUCUGUUUUAUUAUUCUGUUUCAUUAUUCUGUUUUAUUAAUUUUUUACUAUACAAAGCAAUAGCCGUCCCUUCAAACUGUUAGUCAUGGAUAUCAAAACCUUGCUUGAAAAUCUUCAUGAAGAAGUUUCCUGUUCUGUGUGUUUGACCACAUUUACUGAACCAAAACAGCUGCCAUGUUUGCACAACUUCUGCCUUCACUGUUUAACCGGAAUUCAACGAAACAGUGGCCGCCAUGAUGUUAUUACAUGUCCUGAGUGUCGCAAGGAAAGCCAAGUCCCAGGAGGAAACCUAAGAGAUCUGCCAACCAACUUUCGCAUCAACAGAUUACUAGAUGUGUUGGCCAUAAAGCAGUGCAGUUCUACUGGAGUCAAAUGCAGAAACUGCGACAAAACAAGAGUGCAAAGUUUCUACUGUUUUCAGUGCUGUACAUUCUGGUGUGAAGAGUGUAUCACUGUGCAUAACUUACUCAAAGCAAAUAAAGAUCACCGAGCUCUUGCACUGAAAGAUUUUGAAGAUCAAGACAUCGAGGAUGUCUUGAAGCGACCAGCAUUUUGUUCCCGACAAGGCCACGAAAAGAAAGAGCUGGAGUUCUUCUGUGAGAAAUGUGAAGAAACUGUUUGUUCUUCAUGCGUUGUAACCGCUCACGAUGGACAUGUUAAAGUACUAUUAGAAGAAGCGGCCAAGAAAAAGAAAUCGCUAGUCGUGUCCACGAUUGAAUCCAACAAAGCAAAAGCACAAAGGAUGAGAAAC
Stylophora pistillata is the source of this 800-nucleotide messenger RNA. RefSeq names its product E3 ubiquitin-protein ligase TRIM45-like. Lineage: Eukaryota; Metazoa; Cnidaria; Anthozoa; Scleractinia; Pocilloporidae. The record is from RefSeq and is a predicted model, not a curated record. Gene Ontology annotation, biological process: proteasome-mediated ubiquitin-dependent protein catabolic process; protein polyubiquitination. Gene Ontology annotation, molecular function: zinc ion binding; ubiquitin protein ligase activity; protein binding.